UUACGUCCCUUAACACUUUGCCAGAAUGAUGGCCUCACGUACGAUAUUCGGUUCCAGAGAAGCAAUGAAAAGAUUAUGUACUUGUUUUCAUCAAAAGUGUCAUAUAUCAAGAACAUCGUACUCAGGUCAAAAUGUUUCCGAGAUUCCCAGUUUUCAUGCAGCACAACAAUCACUUCCCAUUAUGACAUCACGAAGACUUGAAUAUCCUCCCUUGCAUACACCCCCCAAACAGGCAUGGCUUGAAUCUCUUGAUACAAUUGAAGAUGGAAAACUGGGAAUUGUUGACCUACAUCCAGAAAUAUUUGGAACUUACCCCAGGAUAGACAUGUUGCACAGCAAUAUUUUGUGGCAGAGAAAUUUUAAAAGAAUUUCUUAUGCUAAAACCAAAUCAAGAGCUGAAGUGAGAGGCGGUGGAAGGAAACCAUGGCCUCAGAAAGGCAUGAACAAAGCUCGACAUGGCAGUAUACGAUCUCCAAUAUGGCGAGGAGGUGGUAUUGCACAUGGACCCAGAGGUCCACAGAGUUUUUUCUAUAUGCUUCCAACUCCAUUGCGAGUGAUGGGACUGAGAGUGGCUCUGUCUGUUAAAUAUGCUCAGAAUAAUCUGCACAUUGUUGAUUCUUUUGAUAUUCCAUCAGAUGAUUCACAAUACAUUACAGAUUUGAUAGACACCCGAUUUUGGGGCUAUUCAGUUCUGUUUGUUGAUGACACCGAUUUUAUGCCAAGGAACAUUUCUUUAGCACUGAGCAAGUGUCCCGAGUUCAACUUAAUGCCAGUAUAUGGGUUAAAUGUUUACAGCAUGUUGAAACAUGAGACACUGGUAUUGACGUUAGCAGCAGUUGAGAAAAUUGAACAGAAACUCUUGUACGAAAUGCAUAAAACAGAAAGAAGUGCAAAGUAUCAAGUACGCAGAACAAUACCAGAAGAGGACAUACCGGACUACAGACCAAAGACUGUGAUUUAGUUGUUUUACAGAAGAAUGCACAUGGAUACUACUAACCUGAAAGUGAAAACAAGGAUUGUGAUGUAGACCAUGUUGUGUGAUUUCUUUACUUAUCAAGUGCUCCUUCAUGCAAGACUCAGGUUUUCUGUUUAAAAUAGUAAUCAGUAUGGUAAUCAUUAUUAACAAACUGAAUAAAAUAUAAUAAUGAA
Gigantopelta aegis is the source of this 1149-nucleotide messenger RNA. RefSeq names its product 39S ribosomal protein L4, mitochondrial-like. Lineage: Eukaryota; Metazoa; Mollusca; Gastropoda; Neomphalida; Peltospiridae. Gene Ontology annotation, molecular function: structural constituent of ribosome. The coding region runs from base 26 to 961 and encodes 311 amino acids. Gene Ontology annotation, cellular component: ribosome. The record is from RefSeq and is a predicted model, not a curated record. The transcript is spliced from 10 exons. Gene Ontology annotation, biological process: translation.